Drosophila obscura is the source of this 2037-nucleotide messenger RNA. It is a transcript of the gene Tat, whose product is annotated as tyrosine aminotransferase. Bases 394 to 1932 code for a protein of 512 amino acids. Gene Ontology annotation, molecular function: L-tyrosine:2-oxoglutarate transaminase activity; pyridoxal phosphate binding. NCBI's taxonomy places the organism in Eukaryota, Metazoa, Arthropoda, Insecta, Diptera, Drosophilidae. The transcript is spliced from 4 exons. The record is from RefSeq and is a predicted model, not a curated record. Gene Ontology annotation, biological process: aromatic amino acid metabolic process; biosynthetic process.
AAAAGCACCAAGAGAUCACCGAAGUAGAUCAGUUUAGUUCAGAAUUCGCAAACGAUCCAAAGGCAACCCCUUAGCUCCAACGACUUUCACCGCUGCACCCUCUACAGCCCAAUCGCACCCACAGCAAGCACAGCGGACAGCACACACCCACUCGACAGGCGCAGAGACCGCAUUUCUAAUGCUCGUCUGGAACGAUAAACAGGAUACAAACUUCACCUUCAUUUGAGGCAGCUGGCAACCUGCAAACAGACGCCCCAAAAACGCGCUGCAAGGAAUUCGAUUAACGUGGACAACAUUUUUUUUUUUUUUUUUGUUUCUUUUGAUUUUUUGUUUGGUUUUGUUUUGGUUUCGGUUUUUGUUGAGUGUGUCCAGUGAAACGCCUGCCUGGUGAUAAUGCCCAGCAGUGUUGCCAACGAGGGCUACCAAUUUCAGAGGGCCAAUAGCCGCAAUCAGCAGAACAGCAGCUGCCCGAGCAGAAGUGCCAGCGGUUCGCCAGCGGCAGUCACCCAGCCGCCCCCCAACAGCGACGAUGUCGUCGAUGAGGCACUGGCCGAGCUGCAGCUCCAAUCGCAGCAGCAACAGCAGCAGCAGCAGCAACAACAGAUGCUGCAGCCGGCAGCAGCAAUCAAGGGUCGUUCCGGCUGGCAGGUCAAGUCCUCGAAGCUGGCCAUCAACACACACAAUCACAUACGGAACAUUGUGGAAUCGCUGAAGAUCAAACCGAAUCCGGAAAAGCCCAUGAUACCAUUGUCCAUUGGUGAUCCCACAAUUUUUGGCAACCUGAGGGCCGCCGAUGAGACCAUGAAGGCGGUGCUGCAUUCCCUGGAGAGCGGCAAAUUCAAUGGCUAUGCCCACACCCAGGGCCAUGAGGCAUCCCGUCUGGCAGUGGCCCAGUACAGUGCCCACCAGCGACCGGAUGGCGCCAUCGAGACGAGCGAUGUGGUGCUGUGCAGCGGCUGCUCCUCCGCCUUGGAGUACUGCAUCCUGGCGCUGGCCGAUCGCGGCCAAAAUGUGCUAGUACCGCGGCCGGGCUUCUGUUUGUAUCACACGCUUACCGAGGGCCUGGACAUUGAGGUGCGUUAUUAUGAUCUGCUGCCCGAGCAGCAGUGGCGCGCCGAUCUCGUGCAGCUGGAGAGUCUGAUCGAUCAGAAUACGGCUGCGCUGCUGAUCAAUAACCCCAGCAAUCCCUGUGGCAGUGUCUUCGAUGAGAAUCAUCUCCGUCAGCUGAUAGCCAUCUGUGAGCGUCACUAUCUGCCCAUCAUCGCCGAUGAGAUCUAUGAGCACUUUGUGUUUCCCGGCUCCAAGCAUUUGGCCGUGAGCAGCCUCACCCGUGAGGUGCCUGUCCUGUCGUGUGGCGGCCUCACCAAACGCUUUCUGGUGCCCGGCUGGCGCAUGGGCUGGAUCAUUGUGCACGAUCGCAAGCAGCGACUGGGCAAUGCAGUCACCGGCCUGAAGAACAUGUGCGGCCGCAUUCUCGGCUCGAAUACCAUCAUCCAGGGCGCACUGCCCGAGAUACUGGCCAAGACACCGCAGUCCUACUUUGAUGGCGUCAUCGAGGUGCUCUACUCGAAUGCCAGUUUGGCGUACAAGCUGCUGAAGCAAGUGCAUGGCCUCAAUCCGGUGAUGCCGAAUGGCGCCAUGUACAUGAUGAUUGGCGUGAGCAUCGAACGCUUUCCGGAAUUCAAGGAUGACACACACUUUGUGCAGGAGCUGGUCAACGAGCAGAGUGUCUUCUGUUUGCCCGGCAGCUGUUUCCAGUGUCCCGGCUAUGUGCGCAUUGUGCUGACAGUGCCGCUGGCCAUGAUCGAGGAGGCCUGCCAGCGCAUUGCCGAAUUCUGUGAGCGUCACUACAAGAAGAACUACAAUACAACGCACUCAAGCAGCUACAUUGAGCACGGCCUGCUGGAUGGCGCUGAGGAGCUGAGCUUCUGAUGUGCCUCGGAUGUGUGGGAGCAAAACACUUUUAUUAGAUGUUCUAGACUACAUAUAAGUGUAUAUAUAUAUACUAUAUCAAUCAUUUAACUAUCCAAUAUAAGG